Messenger RNA from Eruca vesicaria subsp. sativa (arugula), 333 nucleotides. The record is from the annotation of a GenBank genome assembly. Lineage: Eukaryota; Viridiplantae; Streptophyta; Magnoliopsida; Brassicales; Brassicaceae.
AUGGGAGACAGAGGCAGAGGAUUCCCAACGAACUGUCCCUGUGGAGCACGCGUUUCCCGGCGCACAUCCAAAACCAUUACCAACCUGGGCCGCCUAUUUCACAGUUGUCCCUAUGGCAAUGAGAACAGUCCUCACCAUCUCUUCAAAUGGACAUAUCUGUCUAUGGUUAAGGAAAAUGAGGACAUAAAAAUCAAUCUUGAUGGUCUUCAAAGGGCUUCACUUGACACGAUAAAGGGUUUACAAGUGUGUCAAUCUCAGAUUGAAACUCUAGCAAUAGAAAACAUACUUGCUGCAGUAUCGUUAGCGCUCUCAAAAACGAGAUCACAGGAUUAG